Molecule: messenger RNA, 2935 nt
Organism: Parnassius mnemosyne (clouded apollo)
Lineage: Eukaryota; Metazoa; Arthropoda; Insecta; Lepidoptera; Papilionidae
Source: the annotation of a GenBank genome assembly
GUCUGACACCAGAUUUUAAUCUAUAUUCAUCUGAUAGCGUACCCGCCCAUCUCACCUGGUUUUUUUGAUUACUGUACCAGUACUUGAUCAGAGAAGUAUAAUCUGCCGGCACACCCGCGUUUCCCAACUUGCUCCAACUUAUGAGUAUAAUAGCAUUAUACUCAUAAGUUUUAAUACUUUAUUUCAUAAAACUUCACAUUACAUUUUAAUGUCUCUAAAAAUUUUGCUAAAAUUAGACGAUUACUUAGAAAAUAUAAUUUUGUUUUUUUUUUUACUGCAAAAACAGAGUUUUAUAUCAUUGCCUUUGUCUAUUCAAUUUUAGAGCAAUAGCUUCAUUAUAGUAAAUUAAAUUUUGUCUUAAAUAAAAAAGUGGUCCAAUAAGUCAGUAGUAUAAUUUGACUAUAACUGGACUUUUGAGAAAUUUACCGCAAAUUCCCGUAAGUUAAUAAUUCUGAAACAUAUUUUGCAUUUUCAGUAAGUUUUAUUUUAUCAUAUUGCUUACAUUAAGAUUAUGUAACUCCACGUCAACAUAAAUAAGUUUCAUAUAAUAUAUAAAUCACUUUUAUAUUCCAAUAGGUACCUGAUUUAUACCACAAAAACUGUAUCUUAUGUAUAUAAAAAUAUAAGUUUUACCAUUACCGACGUUUUGCUCGGAACAUCGAUAUAAUGUUCUGAGUAAAUUACGUAAAAUAUGCAUUAUCCAUUUACAUUAUUACUUAGGCUACGUCAUUAGUUGAUCGACAAGUUGACAACUACAAUGAUGAAUGUUGUUCUGUUAAUGCAAUUAAACAACUCAUAAAAGUAAUACUCUUAAUAAAUACCUUGAACAGUUUUAUGUUUCAAUUACAUAUUAAGAAGCUCAAGGGCUGUUCAAACGUCUUAUAAAACGACGCCAUUCUUUACAUUCAAUUUAAAAUUUAACUUUCUUGAUACACCACUGAAAAAUAAAAUAAAAUUUCGACGACACAUAGCAUCUUUGAUACCAAUGGAGUAAAUUAUGGCGAAUUAAUAUCAUCACUAAUAACUUUCAAAAUUAUUAAAGUAUAUAUAUUAGUGCGUUAAGUGCUGUGCUACAUUAGUAGUUAUGUCGAAGCUAUUGUCAAAUGAGGUGUUAUUUCUAGCCAAUCCUGUUCGAAACGAAAUUCUUUUAGACAAUUUUCUUGAAGCUGAUUUACAAAAAUUUCUUCUUCCUUUAAAUUUUAUUCAACAAAUGAUGUUUUCUCCAAAAUAUUGCAUUCGUUAUAACUUUAUAACGCCCAAUAGCCGCAUUGCUAACUGUAUUUAUAUUUGCAGUACUUUCUGCGUGAUCAUUACUUAUAUCUACAUCAUUAUAAUUGACACAGCAAUAUUACAAUUUCCAUCAAAUUUGUAUGUAAUAUUAAUAUUUAAUAGUUGUAUAACUACUUUUGGAUGGAUUACCAAUGCCAUAAAUAAUGUCAUUCAAAGCGACUUAAACAUAGAUUUCAUAUUGAAAUUUCAAAAAAUACAGAAGUUUACUCAUAUAACCUAUAGACAAUUUGUCACUGGUAACUGGAUUCAUGUUUUAGUCAUUAUUUUAUUCUAUAUUGUAAUAUGCUCCAGUUACGCCGUAUUGGGAGGUCUUAACUUACGGUGGAUUUUAGCUUGUUUUCCUUUAUUACUGGCUGAUCUUGACAUAAUUUACAUGAUCCGGAUGAUUAAAUUUUUAAGAUGUAAUAUUGUAAUAUGGAAUAUGAAACUGAAACAUACAUACGAAGUUAGUGUUAUACAUCACGCACCAUUAGCAGCAAAACGAGUAGAUGAAGGGAAUAAAAUGAAAAAUGCUUUGAUAGAAGUACUCGAUGCAUCUGAUAUUUACAAAAAGAUAUGUUCGAUUCCGAUUUUGUAUUACACUGUAUUAACAUUUGGACAGUCUCUGAGUAAUGUUCAAGCAGUUAUUAUGUUUUCGGAAAUCACGGUUGUUAUAGGCAUGUUCUUGAUGUGGGCAGUAAAAAAUAUAGUGCUGCUAGUGUUGAUCAGCUUUGAAUGUGAAAACUUUUUUAUAACUCUCAAAAAUACUCAAAUUGUACUUUUAAUGUCUCAAGUAAAGGAAUGUUCAGUGGAAGAGCGGUUGGUGUAUAAAAGUCUGCUGCGAGCGUGCAGAGCGUCGAGCGAAGCAAUGAGCGCCUGUGGCGUUGUUUCAGUGGACGCUAAGUUACCGCUGCGUCUACUCUCCGUCCUCGUCACUUACACUAUUGUUCUCCUACAAUUUGCAUUUUUGUAAUAUUACGUCCUCUUUUUCAAUUGAGCCGUGAAAAAUUAAGCCACAUCAACAUGAGUAUUUAAUUUACCACGUUCUUAGCAAUGAAGAAAAACGAAGUGUCAAAAUCGUUUAUAUUAAACAAUAAAUAUUCAGAAGACAUGUGAAAUCCGUCAGCGCUCGUUAGGGCACCGCGCCGGCUUUUUCUUACAUUAAAAACUUAUAAAGUGUAGUAAGUAAGUGAGCCUGUGCCUGUGAGAAGGCUUGUGUGUGCCCUCGAAAUAAAGGAAAUAUUGUUUGCAGCCAAUCAUAAUUUCUGUAAUUAGGAAAAUGUAAUUGCCAAAUCAAAGUUAAUUACUAAACCAAUCAAAAACUUAAUUUCUACACACGCACACACACACACACACACAUACACGAUAAAAUAUUAUUGAAAUUACUACAAUAGGGCAAAGAUAUGGUACCUGAAAUAUAAACGUAAAACCUAACUUAGACGUAAAGUAUAACAUUAAGGCAUAAUACCUUUACAUUAUGUACAACUAUUAUAUAAUAUUUUGGUGAGAAUAUAAAUCAUUAUUAUUGUAUUAAAGAAUUUAUGAUUGAUAAUAACCAUUAGGAAUGAGGUACUAAGCCAUUUCUUAUUUAUUUUUUGUUGAUAAUUGUGUAACAUAUAUGAUUGUUAACCCCUUACCGCAUGAAUUAUUCUAUGAGAUCAAAUUG